AUGGCGUCCUCCUCGGACCAGGACUACAUGACCUUCCUCAACAAGGCGAACGAGGACCCCGCCGCUGGCGUCGCCGCCGGCGCUGGGGCGGACGACGCCGCGCAGAAGCAUCAUACGUUUAGGGCGACGGAGGACGGCGUCGAGGUACCCGAGCCCAUCGCGAGGCUGUGUGGGCACCGCGGUGGUGGCGAUGGCGUGUACUAUGUCUCGGACGCGGACGAGCCGUUUAAGGCGGUUGCGCUGGCGUGGGAUGAGGCGGGGAAGGGGUUGCCUGAUGAGGAGGAGUUUGCGGAGCUGAUCCGGCAUUGGGAUCCGGAGAAUGCGGACGUGCAGAUUAUGGACCCGGCGGACUGGGACCCGAAUGGGCAGUAUGGGGAGGUUGUAGACGCCGUUAGGGAGGCUGGUCAGGGGAAUGAUGUGCGGGUCUAUCGGGUUGGGAGAGAGGGGGUGAAGGCGGAGUAUUGGGUGGUUACGACUGAGGGGAAGGGGAAGGAAGCCAAGCUGGUUGGGGCGAAGGCGCUGGCUGUGGAGAGCUGA
Molecule: messenger RNA, 537 nt
Organism: Chaetomium globosum CBS 148.51
Lineage: Eukaryota; Fungi; Ascomycota; Sordariomycetes; Sordariales; Chaetomiaceae
Exons: 2
Coding region: 1-537 (178 amino acids)
Source: RefSeq, a predicted model, not a curated record